Molecule: messenger RNA, 2507 nt
Organism: Toxotes jaculatrix (banded archerfish)
Lineage: Eukaryota; Metazoa; Chordata; Actinopteri; Toxotidae
Gene: dlx5a
Product: distal-less homeobox 5a
Exons: 3
Coding region: 804-1661 (285 amino acids)
Biological process (GO): cell differentiation; regulation of transcription by RNA polymerase II; embryo development
Molecular function (GO): RNA polymerase II cis-regulatory region sequence-specific DNA binding; DNA-binding transcription factor activity, RNA polymerase II-specific
Source: RefSeq, a predicted model, not a curated record
AUUUUGCAAAUACUGGACACGUAACACUGUUAGAUGUAAGUCUCUAUUUUCAGAAAUGAGCUAUAUCAAAUAUUUAAUCAGGUUUACUCUAAGUGCUUUUUAAAAUAUAAAAUAUCAACUAAUGAGCUCAAUAAUCAACCUAAGGUUAUUAGGUUUUUAUGCUUUAUUUCACUUUAAAGUGAGAUAAUUGUAACAUUGAAUUUCAUGCAACCAUUUUAAGGUUAUUUUGCCUAACGAACUUAAUAGAAUAACGCUGAGGCUGCUUUAAUAAAAUGCAUAAAUAAAGAAUAAUGAAGACAGUCGUAAUAAUCGGUCAGUUUUACAGCUGGAGGCCUUUUUGGUAAUGAGGUUUUGUCCCCCUAAUUCAUCCUUCUGAAAACGUCGACUGGCGACACGGCCAACACUUUAAUUGCUCCCAUUGAUUGAUAGAAUAAAAACACAACAAUGCAGCCACAUAGCCCGGGUGGUUUCCCCCCUAUAAGAAAGCUGGCUGAGUGAAUUGGGUGUAGCUGUGUCUGUGUGCGCCUUGGCCAAUGGAACCAGAUCCUCCCUGCAGUGCGUAAGAGCGCGAUUUAGGAUUUAACCAAGUCUUUGCUGCGGGGCUGGCUGCAGUCUUCACCAGAGCCCGACGGCCUGAGAGCCUUUUCAACAAUGCCAGUGUAGUUUUCACACCACUUUGGAAUCAGACUGCCUCGCUUUUUGUUUUUUGUUUUUUUUUUUUAAAUUUUUUUUUGUUUUAGUAUUUUGUUUUUAUGCUUUUUGCUAAUUAAAUACAACAAAACCCACGCGUUCGCUCUCGAAGUAUGACUGGAGUAUUCGACCGGAGGAUCGCGAGUGUGAAAACUGCAGAUUUCCAGAGCUCCUUUCAACUCUCCACCAUGCACCAUCCGUCUCAGGAAUCUCCUACUUUACCCGAGUCCACCGCCACGGAUUCUGGCUACUACAGUCCCGCCGCUGGAGUCACUCACGGUUACUGCUCGCCCAGCUCCACCUCGUACGGGAAGCCUCUCAAUGCCUACCAGUACCAGUACCCGGGUGUAAACGCGUCCGCUGGAAAUUACUCGACAAAAUCCUACACUGAUUACAGCUCGUACACGACCCCCGCCUACCACCAGUAUGCAGGGACUUACAGCAGAGUGCAAGCCCAGCCGAGUCCACAAGAAAAAGAGAUAAGCGAGCCUGAGGUGAGGAUGGUGAACGGCAAGCCGAAGAAAGUGAGAAAGCCCCGGACAAUCUACUCCAGCUUCCAGCUGGCCGCCCUGCAGAGGCGGUUUCAGAACACACAGUACCUGGCGCUGCCGGAAAGAGCCGAGCUGGCUGCUUCGCUGGGACUCACGCAAACACAGGUCAAAAUCUGGUUCCAGAACAGGAGAUCAAAAAUGAAGAAGAUCAUGAAAAACGGCGAGCUUCCACCGGAGCACAGCCCCAGCUCCAGCGACCCCAUGGCGUGCAACUCUCCACAGUCCCCGGCCGUCUGGGACACACAGGGCCCCUCCAGGCCGCACAGCCUACAGCCCCAAAACAUCAACACGACGGCUUCUAACUUUUUGGAAAACUCGGGGUCAUGGUACACCUCAGCCGGCAGCUCCAUGACUUCCCACCUGCAGACCCCUAACUCGAUACAGCACUCGUUGGCUCUUGGAGCAGGGACGUUAUAUUGAAAAGAAAAACCCUGUUAAUCAUUUCAACCCUUUUUUUUUAUUUUCUCCUUCUAUGGGACUCGUGUUCAAAUUUCAGAGGAAUAUGCAAUGUAUUUGAUGACAGUCAUAGAAGAAACGUGUAAAAUGUGUAAAUGUGUGCAUGUAAUUUAUUGCAUUUUGGAAGACUAUUAAACGUUUAAAUGGACAAUGGAACUUUGAACCUCCCGGCCUCCCCGCAGUCUCUCUCUUGUUAUUUCCACUGAAAAUCACGACCCAGACUCACAGACAUCCAUAACGUUUUGUGAGCCUCAGGUGCAAUUUUCUACACAAGGUUGUAAAUCACAGCUGCUCAGUAAUGAGAUGAAUUAUCUGUUACAAAUGUCGUAAAUCUAAUCGUAGUACUUUUCAUUUGCCAUAACAGCCACGAUAUAUAUUUAUUCUGUAAUUGUUUUUCUCAUUAUUAUUUUUUUAUUUUCAUGAAAAACUGUGUCCUUUAUUUCUGCAGAUGUUACGCAGACAAACUCAGUAAUUGUCUUGGAGAUGGGAAUUAAAAAUGUCUUCGUGACCAGGCUCAGUUUAAUCUACAUUUACAUAAUAAGGAAGAGUGUUGGUGCAAACGGACACUACGAAGAAAAAAAAUAUAUAUUAUUUUAAAGACAUUUCUGAGAAAACGUGGCUACUGUGCACCACAGUAAGCCUGCCACAAUAAUAACAACCCACACAGCUUAACUAAAUUCUGGUGCUUCUUGAUUGAUUUGUAAUGUUACUGCUCUGAUUUCCGCAGCUUAUCAUCAUAUACAGUUCUAUAAUGUUUUAUAGAGACUAAUAUUGUGUUUGUGGAAGUCACUGAAGGAACCUUUUCUAAAU